AUGUCUAUGGCGUCUCAAUCAAUUGGCGGCAAGUCCUCGACAAGGAGGGUUGAAAAGCGCGUCCUUAUCAAAGAACUGCGAACCAUGUUAUAUGGCUUUGGCGAUGUCCCUGUCCCAAGGCAGGAUACGGUUGAGGUCGUUGAGGAUUGUCUCUUUGAUUUCCUAACCAGAUUUGUAGCCAAGCCCCGUGGAGGGAAGGUUCGUACGGAAGAUCUGCUUACAGUCCUUAAAAGAGACCCAAGAAAGCUUGGGCGCGUUGAGGAGCUUUUAUUCAUGAACGUAGAGCUGCGCAAAGCCCGAAUGGCCUUUGAGACGGAAGAAUAG
Mitosporidium daphniae is the source of this 324-nucleotide messenger RNA. RefSeq names its product transcription initiation factor TFIID. Gene Ontology annotation, biological process: transcription by RNA polymerase II. Lineage: Eukaryota; Fungi; Microsporidia. Bases 1 to 324 code for a protein of 107 amino acids. The transcript has 2 exons. Gene Ontology annotation, molecular function: protein heterodimerization activity. The record is from RefSeq and is a predicted model, not a curated record.